Molecule: messenger RNA, 1653 nt
Organism: Osmia lignaria (orchard mason bee)
Lineage: Eukaryota; Metazoa; Arthropoda; Insecta; Hymenoptera; Megachilidae
Product: EARP-interacting protein homolog
Biological process (GO): protein ubiquitination
Molecular function (GO): protein binding
Source: RefSeq, a predicted model, not a curated record
GUAUCUACUAUGUACAUAUAUACAUACAUAGUUGUUUUGACAGAUCGUAUGGUUAGGUUGGAUUGCAUUCUAAAUGUACAGUUGUUUCAUGUAUAAUAAAAUAUAAAUUGUAUAAAAAGAUGGAAAACGAUAGCCCUAUAAUAUAUGGACUUGAAUUCCAAACAAGAGCACUAUCGGCUCAAACAGCAGAAACUGAUGUUGUUAGAUUUUUAGUAGGAACACAGUCUUUGAAAUUUAAUAAUAAUCAAGUUCAUGUGGUAGAACUUAAUGAAGAAACAGGUGGUUUAAAGACACAAGUGUUUCAUCAUCCUAUUGGUGAAAUUUGGUCUUUACAAGCAUCUCCUACAGAUCCCAAUGUAUUUAUUACCUGUUAUAAUAGUUUAAGCGAUGACGGUUCCUGUCAAAUGAAAGGAGCUCUUUGGAAGUUGCCAGAAUUGAAGGAAUAUACAAAUGAUGUUGAAGACCUUAAAAAGUUAGCAGAAAUUGAUACAACACCGUAUGGUACAGAUCUUAAAACCAUUGCUUAUCAUCCAAUGGAUUCGACAAAAGCUGUAUCAGUUGUAGAUAAUAAAUUUGUAUUAUGGGAUUUAACUGAAAAUGGACCACAGACCGUCACUUCUGGUACUUUGGCUGGUAAAAGUCAACCACGUUUCACAAAUGGAAAAUGGAAUCCUCACAAUGGUUGCAAUCAGUUUGUUACUUUAAAUGAAAAUAACGUUCGUGGAUGGGACUUUAGAAAUCCUUCUGAAGCAUCUUGGACAAUUUUGUCUGCUCAUUCUCAAAUAAUCAGAGAUUUAGAUUUUAAUGCAAACCGACAGUACUUCUUAUCUACAUGUGGAGAUGACGGUUACAUGAAAUUCUGGGACAUUAGAACACCCACGGAACCAAUACUAUCGCGUAUGGAACAUUCUCAUUGGGUGUGGAAUAUUAGAAUAAAUCGUUUCCAUGAUCAAUUAGUUUUAACUUCCAGUAGUGAUUCAAGAGUAAUAUUAUGUAGUAUUGCAUCAAUUUCUUCAGAACCAUUUGGACACAUAGUUUCUACUGAAGAUGAUUGUACACAAAAUGACUACAGUUGCAAGAAAGACAAGCUAGAAGAUGGAGUUGUAGGUAGAUACGAAGAACACGAAGAUAGCGUUUAUGCAGUAGAAUGGUCAUCCGCGGAUCCUUGGACAUUUGCAUCGCUAAGUUAUGAUGGCAGAUUGGUUCUUAAUAAAGUGCCCAGAAAAUACAAAUACCAAAUACUACUUUAAACUUACUGUAUAUAUAUAAAAAAAUUAAUUUUAUUUACAUAUAACAAAGACGUUAAUUAUUUUGUAAAUAUUGGUUAGCAUUAUUUAUUUUAUAAUUUAUAAUCGUUCUGAUACUUUACUAGCUACAUUUCUUAACUGUCCAUAAACCUUUGAUGGUGGACUACCCAAAAUUAAAUUACAUAUAGCUCUUCUUGCUAAUUGUAUAUUCUGAUAUGAACCAAGUAUGUGAACUUUACUAUCUGCUAACACAAUUCUUGUCUUUGUUACAUUUUCUAUUGUAAACUUUGUUCUACCACCCUUCCCUGCUAAUCUACCAAUAGCUCUGGAAAGAUGAUCCCCUUUUAAAGGUUUUACAUCUUGAACUUCAAAUGUUUCUACAAAUAAAUCAUCCAAACGUAAUAAA